AUGGGGAGCCGAGGGUUUGGGGCGGCGAGGAGGAACAGUAAAGGUAGGCUGGGGAGUGUGAGUGAUUACUGUGUGCAUCACUGCAUUUGCCCAGUCGUGGUGGUGCGUUAUCCGGAUGAUAAGGAAGGUGGGAUUGAAGAAGGGAGUUCGAAGAAAGGGAUUUCUUUGGUAGAUGAGUGUGAGCUCCAUCCCGUGCCGGAGGAGCAGGAAGAGUUUCACGAUGGUUCUGAUGAACAAAAAGGUUUGAAUUUGCUUCCUUCUCAAAUGAUUUGGAUUAUAUUUGAAUCCCAAUCUUGCUGA
Messenger RNA from Linum tenue, 300 nucleotides. NCBI's taxonomy places the organism in Eukaryota, Viridiplantae, Streptophyta, Magnoliopsida, Malpighiales, Linaceae. The record is from the annotation of a GenBank genome assembly.